Molecule: messenger RNA, 3782 nt
Organism: Paramacrobiotus metropolitanus
Lineage: Eukaryota; Metazoa; Tardigrada; Eutardigrada; Parachela; Macrobiotidae
Product: calcium-activated potassium channel slo-1-like
Exons: 23
Coding region: 483-3587 (1034 amino acids)
Biological process (GO): potassium ion transport
Cellular component (GO): membrane
Molecular function (GO): large conductance calcium-activated potassium channel activity
Source: RefSeq, a predicted model, not a curated record
AAAGCGCAUAUGUUGCGCGCCGUUGCGUAAACAUUCAUUGCGAGCAAUAAGCGAUGAUUCGCGCUGAAAACACGCGUAAUUUUUAUUUCGCCGACGGAAAUUAACCUGCUUGUGGCAGUUGGCACGCUGUACUUGACGACAGGAGCAGUCGUGAUAUUUGAUUUUUGACCGAUGAAUUUGGGGAGUGCCAAGGUGUCACCUAGCCCGGAAACUACGUGCAUUUGGUCGAUGUCCGAUCUGCGAUUGGUCAGUCACCGUUGAUUAGCGCGUUUCCCAGGUGUUUCUCUUCGCGCCAGCCGCUUUCUUGUUGAUAAGGGAUACUUGUCAUCCCCUCGUAUAUCCAUCUGCUGCGCAUCUUUUGUGGAUCAUAAUGCAGUGUGGCACUGGCCGGUGACGGGUCCCGGCAGUCGAGGUAGUACAACGCAGGGAAGUACAACGCAGUUCGGUAGCGUUGAUUAAUUGUUGUAAAUACGGUUGGUAUAAUGAGCGCCGCGAUGAGCAUCAGCAGCACGGGCCUGCACGCGAUGGGCUACAUCAGUGAGUCGUGGGUGCCGUGUCGGUCACUGCCGGGCGACUACUGGCCCAGUCGCAAGUGGCACGCCUUCCUCAUCACCAGCGUGGCGACGCCCUUCCUGCUGGCCAUCCCCGUGCUGCUGUGGAUGGCGGGGGAGUACUGGCUGCGGCGGAAGCGGGAGGCCGCCGACCGGCAGCUGGUGCAGGACAUCUACUACGGCGGCGAUGAGCCCGAGGACGGACAGGAGCCGGCGCCGGUCAACAGCGCCUCCGUCGUGGCUCCGCGCGACACUUCGGCGUCCGGGUGGAAAUACUCCGUGUUCAGCUCGCGGCUGCAGUACUACGCCUCGCGACUGGUCUCCGACCAGAUGCUGCCCGGACAGAUGCUGAAAGUGCUGGGCCUGGUGUGCGCCAUGGGCUCGCUCUUCAUCUAUUUUCACGACAGCGCCACGGCCUGUCUGGACGUGGAGAUGUGCCACCUGUUCCGGCUGGACGUGGCCUGGCAGGUGGACCUGGCCUUCAACUGCUACCUCCUGCUCUACUACAUCCUGCGGUUCUGCGCGCACCACCGGAAGUUGUGGUUCAUCUUCCACCCGGUCAACCUGGCCGACUACUUCACCAUCCCGCCCAUCUUCGUCGCCAUCGGCCUCAGCCGCAACUGGUACGGUCUGCGGUACCUGCGCAUCGUGGACCUGGUGUGGCUGGUGGAGCUGCUGCGGCGCAUGAACGUCAUCCGCACGGUGGUGGAGAUGCAGCUGGCGCGGCUGGUCUCCUACGUCCUCAUGGCCGUCGUCAUCGGCGCCGGGUCCUUUCUCCUGCUGGAGUGCGCCGGCGACCCGUGGGACGUGGAGAACACGAUGGUGGCCAACCUGACCUACUGGAACAUGGCCUACUUCUCGGUGGUGACCAUCUCCACCGUCGGCUACGGCGAUCUCGGCUGCAAGACGCUGCUGGGCCGUCUCUUCACCUCCCUCUACAUCUUCGCCUGCUUGUUCUUCAUCGCCUCCUUCAUCGCCUCGGCGGCCAGCCUCGUGCCGGGACCGCGCAAGUAUCCGCGUUUCGACAACGUCCGCUACGUCCAUCACGUGCUGCUGUGCGGGCACAUCACGGUGGACUCGGUGCGGCGCUUCCUCAACGGCUUCUACGACGGCCGCAUCCCCAACGCGGUGGACGCCACCUUCGUCCUCAUCGUACACCAGGACGAGCCGGAGGGCGACAUGCUGCUGCUGCUGCACGACUACCAGUCCACCGUCGAGUACAUCCAGGGCAGCCCGCUGGAGGACGCCGUGCUCGACGCGGCGCAGGCCAAGACGGCCAGCGCGUGCCUGGUGGUGAGCAACUUCAUGACGGGCGACACGGAGCAGCAGGACAGCCGCAACAUCCUGCUGGUGGCGGCCCUCAAGGGCUACUGCCGCCACCUCCGCGUCCACGUCCAGGUCUCCAAGCCCACCGUCGCGAGCUUCCUCCGGCGCCACUACCACAUGGACGGCGACCGCGGCGACAUGGUCAGCAGCGUCGGCGUGGUGCAGACCGGGCUGGUCGGCAUGAGUGGAGUGGUGCCGGGCUUCGUGCCCUUCUGCCUGAACCUGCUCAGUCCCCGCCCCCUGGACGCCGUCUCCGCCGCCAUGGUGCCGGCGCUGUACCGCCACGGCUGCCAGAUGCGCCUCGACUCGGCGCCCUUCAGUCCCGCCUUCCACGGCCUGACCUUCGCCGAGGCCGCCCAGAUCUGCUACGACAAGCUGCACGUCCUCCUCCUGGCCGUCUUCUCGGCGCGCCACAAAUUCGAGGUGCACUCGCUGAUCCCCAAUCCGCGCGGCACCUACACCAUCGGCGAGGACACCUGGGCGCAGGCCAUCGUGCCCUCGCCGCGCCACGCCCAAGCGAUCGGCAAGUUCUGCAGCAAAUGCCACUGGGACGUCAACAAUCCGCUGCUGGUCACCGACUGCCACUGCUACGCCGACACGGCGGCCGGCCACAGCAGCCGCGACAGCGGGCACGGACUGGGCCGCGCGCUGAGCAAGAAGGCGCUGAAGAAGGUCAACCCGGCGCUGCUGGUCAACAAGCAGCGCGACGUGGCGCUCUUCGAGAAGGAACUGCCCUUCCUGGAGCGCGAGGCCGACGCGCAGGCCCACAGCGGCGGCGACACGCUGCGCCGGCGCUCGCCCGGCCUCGGCCUGGACAGUGCGGUGGGCGGGGCGCCCGUCCUGGACUCCACCGGCUAUUUCCACUGGUGCCCGCCCCGGGAGUUUGACGACUGCGUGAUGACGCCGGCGACGCUGAGCCGCUCCAAAGUGGCGUUGACCGACCACAUCAUUUUAAUCCUGACGGAGUCGGCCGACAGCAGUGUGCUGCAGGUCAGCAACAUCCUGCUGCCGCUGCGCAAGAGCUUCAUCCCGGUCGACAGCCUCAAGGAGGUCAUUGUCGUGUGCCGGGACGAGGCGAAGCUACGCGCCGAGUGGCUCUCCUUGAGCACUAUCCCGCGCGUCCGCCCCGUCGUCGGUGACCCCAUCAAGCCGGCGGUGCUGCGCGCCUGUUGCAUCCAGGAGUGCGACUACGUCAUCAUCUUGUCGUGCGGGGAGCGCAGGUGCGCCGACGAGCACCUCAUGGACCAGGGCGCUGUCAUCAUGACGGCCCACAUCCGCUCCAUGGAGUUCGUCGGCCCGGAGAGCGGCGUUACAUCGCGGAAGAUGUCCGGCAGUCAGGCGGACUACCGGCGCUCCUCCAAGUACGUCAGCGGCCGCGAGGUGCCGGUGCUGACGAUGCUGGGCAGCGACAAGAGCGCGCGCUUCCUGUCCUCGGUGGCCGGCAGCGUCGACUACCGCUGCACCGUGCCGUACCUGACCGGCUCCCUCCUGCCCGUCAACGAUCUCCAGGACAUGCUCGUCACCGGCUACCGCAAUCCCUCGCUGCUCAGGCUCUUCACCGACCUCAUCUUCGGCGGCGAAUCGCAGGGCAUGGUCAACGUCAUCGCCGAGGGCGUCGGCCUGAUGCCGCCCGACUCCUGGACCGCGGAGGAGACGAUGUUGACAACCGCCCGCUUGACGGCGUCCUGGCGGAGAAGGAGCUGCAGCUGACGGUGCGCCUGCGCACUAUCGCCAUGUCCUCGCGGCCCUUCCGCGGCUUCAUCAACGCGUCCUUCGCGGAACUGUGGAGCCACUGCAACGCGCAGCUGGGCGUGCUGUGCGUGGCGCUGUGGCGGCGGUCGCACUUCGAGGCGGAGCUGUGGGGCCGGCACAACCGCUUCGUGGCCAGCUUCCCGCCCAUGGAGA